Penicillium olsonii is the source of this 615-nucleotide messenger RNA. NCBI's taxonomy places the organism in Eukaryota, Fungi, Ascomycota, Eurotiomycetes, Eurotiales, Aspergillaceae. The record is from the annotation of a GenBank genome assembly.
AUGACACCAACUGAAGAUAUGGAAGCUCAUUCGAAUGACACUGCACACACAUCCACGUGCAAGGAUGUCGAUCACUUUGGACACAAUCUCACGCUGAAGGAAUCAUAUUCGCAAGGCUUAGACUGGGAUAAUGAUCCAGUCAACCCCUACAACUGGUCACUUGCACACAAGUUCUUACAGGUCGUUAUGAUUUCAUCCGCAGGUUUGACAGCGUCCCUGGGCGUCUCGAUAGUGAGUCCCGCCCACCAGGAGCUGAUGAAAGAGUUCGGCGUAAGCAGCACCCAGGCAGUCUUGCCCUUGUCGCUCUAUGUCUGGGCCCUCGGCUUAGGCCCUAUCGUCGGAGGUCCACUUUCUGAAACGGUCGGGAGAUACCCAGUCUUCAUCGGCGCGAUGCUGUUCGGGGCUCUUUUCACUAUGGGGGCUGGUUUCUGCCAUUCAUUCGCCGGUGUGUGCAUCUUGCGCUUUCUGGCAGGGUUCUGUUAUGGGCCGACGCUGUCGAUCUCUGCUGGAACAAUCAACGAGACAUUUCGACCUCCGGACCGAGCGAUUCCAGCAACUCUGUUCAUCUUGAUGCCCUUUUUAGGGCCUGGACUCGGGUUUGUAUUGCCAAGCUAG